ACGAUAAAUUGAUUGCAGUGCGAAUCAGAGUGAAGAAUAGAUUGUAAAACUCAACUGUCGUCAAUCCUGAUAAUAUUUGCGCAACAAAUUGUUUUUCUGGGAAUAUCAAGUUUCGUUCAACUUUAAAUGCUCAAUAUUUAGUUUGAAACUUACAGAGCAUUCAGAUUGUAUGUUGAUAUAUUAGAAAAUUUUGUUGUUGUUUCGUUUCGUUUUGUUGCAAAUAAAAGAAAUGUCGAAAAUUGAAAAUAAUGAUUAUGUGUCGAUCACAUGUACACAAACCGAACCAACCGACAACGCUGAAGAACAUGAAUGGGUAUCAAAAGAAACAAGAUAUCCAGAUGGCACAGUAAAACUACGAAAUCCCAAUAUCGAACUCAUGGAUCAGGAUAUUCUUUACCAUUUGUCACUCGGUAGCAGAAGUCAUGAUUUGAUCGAAAUGUUUGGCGAUGUUAAGUUCGUUUGUAUGGGUGGCACACCAAAACGAAUGGAAACUUUUGCUCAUUUCAUCAUGGAUGAAAUUGGCUAUAAACUACCAACCGGCACACAAUUGUCAGAUAUCAGCGCAUUUUCCAAUCGAUAUUCAAUGUACAAGGUUGGACCAGUAUUAUGUGUCAGUCAUGGUAUGGGUGUUCCUUCGGUCGGUAUAUUGUUACACGAAAUGAUAAAAUUAAUGUAUCAUGCAAAAUGUAAAGAUCCAAUCUUCAUUCGUAUUGGUACAUGCGGUGGAAUUGGUGUUGAAGCCGGCACUGUCAUCAUCACUGAAGAUGCAAUAGAUGGCCUAUUCCGUAGCACUUUUGAACUGCCAAUAUUAGGUAAACUAGUACAACGGCCCACAAAAUUGGAUAAGAAAUUGGCUCGUGAAUUGAAAAGUUUAUGUGAUCCAGCGAAUGAUCUAUACACUACGGUUAUUGGAAAAACAAUGUGCACUGAUGACUUCUAUGAGGGUCAAGGACGGUUGGAUGGUGCGUUCUGUGAUUAUAAUGAAAAUGAUAAAAUGGAGUAUUUGGCAAAAUUACAUGAUUUUGGUGUGAUUAACAUUGAAAUGGAAUGUACCAUUUUUGCUGCACUUACAUAUCAUGCGGGCAUUCGUUCGGCCAUCGUUUGUGUUACACAUAUAGAUCGAUUGAAGGGUGAUCAGGUCAAUACCCCGAAGGAAGUGAUGUAUGAAUGGCAAAAGCGCCCGCAAGUGUUGGUUUCCCGUUUGAUUAGAAAACAUUUGGAAUUGGAUAAUACAAUGAAAAAAACCACUGAUAGCCAAUAGAUAGAUCUGUUCACCAAGACGCUUUAAACUAGUUCAACAAGAGUCCGAAACUCACGAAUAGAUUCGACAAUCGUUUAACAAUUUCAAUCACUAUAAAUAUACACAUACAUAUUUUUGUUGUUAAUAUUCACUUUUUGUCUAUUACAAUUCAAAAUAAAAAGGAACUUACAUCCGUAAGGCGAACUUUUUUGCACUGUU
Molecule: messenger RNA, 1459 nt
Organism: Contarinia nasturtii (swede midge)
Lineage: Eukaryota; Metazoa; Arthropoda; Insecta; Diptera; Cecidomyiidae
Product: uridine phosphorylase 1-like
Exons: 7
Coding region: 230-1261 (343 amino acids)
Biological process (GO): uridine catabolic process; nucleotide catabolic process
Cellular component (GO): cytosol; cytoplasm
Molecular function (GO): uridine phosphorylase activity
Source: RefSeq, a predicted model, not a curated record